Alternaria atra is the source of this 735-nucleotide messenger RNA. RefSeq lists its product as uncharacterized. Lineage: Eukaryota; Fungi; Ascomycota; Dothideomycetes; Pleosporales; Pleosporaceae. The record is from RefSeq and is a predicted model, not a curated record. The transcript is spliced from 2 exons. The coding region runs from base 1 to 735 and encodes 244 amino acids.
AUGCGGUCUAUCCUAAUCAUCAACCCAAACUCCACGGAGCAAAUGACAAACGGCCUAAAGCCGCUCGUCGAUGCCCUGCAAUUCAAAGACCUAGAGAAACAACAGACCGCGCACGAAUACUUCACCGCCCCCUCGGGCCCCAAAAGCAUCAACAACGAAGACGACGCCGCGGAUUCUGUCCAGCACUGCCUGCCCGCCUUGCGAAAAGACCUCCUCGACCGCCACGACGCCUUCCUCGUCGCAUGCUACAGCCAGCACCCACUUGUGCCCCUCCUCAAACAGGAAGCCGCUGUGAAGAACACACGGAAACCUGUCACCGGAAUCUUCGAAGCCAGCGUCGCCGCAUCGCUCCAGGCUAUCCACCCAGACGAGAAAUUCGGUAUAGUAAGCACGGGUAAAGUCUGGGAGUCCAUCUUGACAGAUGCUACCACAGCGUUUUUGGGUACGGGGACGGAAGCUAAUAAGAGGUUUGCCGGCGUGGAGACUACGGGGCUUAAUGCGACGGAUUUGCAUGAUGCGCCUGCCGAGGAGGUGAGGAAGAGGAUGAAGGAUGCUGUCAAGAGAUUGUUGAAGAAAGGGGGCGUGGGUGCGGUUUGUUUGGGAUGUGCGGGUAUGGCGGGAAUGGAUGAGAUGGUUAGGGAGGCUUGUGUGGAGGAGUUAGGGGAGAGCGAGGGGGGAAGGGUGAGGAUUGUUGAUGGGGUUAUGGCGGGGUUGCGUGGUUGGAGGGGCUGUUAG